Anoplophora glabripennis (Asian longhorned beetle) is the source of this 1437-nucleotide messenger RNA. RefSeq names its product cytochrome P450 6a9-like. Bases 91 to 1344 code for a protein of 417 amino acids. NCBI's taxonomy places the organism in Eukaryota, Metazoa, Arthropoda, Insecta, Coleoptera, Cerambycidae. The record is from RefSeq and is a predicted model, not a curated record. Gene Ontology annotation, molecular function: iron ion binding; oxidoreductase activity, acting on paired donors, with incorporation or reduction of molecular oxygen, reduced flavin or flavoprotein as one donor, and incorporation of one atom of oxygen; heme binding. The transcript has 6 exons.
CCGAGAAUGCAAGCUAAGUGCCCAGUGUUUUUGCAGUAAUUUUAAUUUAUGAUACUUUUGCGAUACAUCGAUUAAGCAACAAUUAACGAUAUGUACCUGGUAGUUACCGAAAACAUCCACCUAAUUCUCUUAGCAACUUUGGCCGUACUCAUCUACGUCUACUUCAAGCGCGCCCAUUCUUUUUGGCGCCGUAUGGGAGUCCCGCAACUGAACCCCACCUUCCCCUUUGGUGACGUGGCGUCCGUCGUACUUCGCAGGCAGAACAUGGCGGAAAAAGUGAAGGAAGUUUACGACCGAAUGAAAGGCCAAAAAUGUGUGGGAAUGUACUUCUUCAGCAGACCCACCUUCUUGCCGCUGGAUCCGGUGUUGAUCAAGGACAUCCAAAGCACCGACUUCGAGCACUUCUACGACAGGGGCAUCUACUACGAUGAGGAGAAUGACCCCAUCAGCGCGCAUCUGUUUUCCAUAGCAGGUCCCAAAUGGAAGCGACUUCGAGCCAAGAUGACCCCAGCGUUUUCACCGGGUAAAUUGAAGUAUAUGUUUGACACCAUAGCCCAGUGCGGUCACCAGAUGAUUGACCUGCUGAAACAGCUGACUUCGGAGGAAAGAGGUGCAGUGGAAAUCAAAGAAAUCUUAGCUAGGUACACCACGGAUGUCAUAGGAUGUUGUGCUUUCGGUCUUGAGUGUAACUGCAUGAGAAAUCCUCAAGCUGAGUUCAGGAUGAUGGGAAAAAGGGCCUUCACACAGACCAUAGGAGAUCUGCUGAAGAUGAUCGUGAUCAGAAGUUUUCCCUCCUUGGCGAGGCUCCUACGUAUUGGAGUCUUUUCAAGAACGGUGACAAACUUCUUCUACCGAGUUGUAAAGGAAACCAUAGAGUAUCGGGAGAAGAACAACGUCACCAGAAACGAUUUCCUUCAACUGCUGAUCCAGCUAAGAAAAGAUGGACAACUGGAUGACAACCAGAACAGCGAAAAUGCCAAGGUUCCUGGUGUAACUGGUCUGACCAUGGAAGAAGCAGCGGCUCAAGCCUUCAUCUUCUUCCUUGCCGGUUUCGAAACGACGUCGACCACCAUCAGCUUCGCUCUGUUCGAAAUGGCGACAAACGAAGAUAUCCAACUUAAAGCAAGGAAAGAAGUUGUUAAAGUUUUCAAAACAUUCGGAGGUCUUAGUUACGAAUCUGUUAUGGAGAUGCAUUAUUUGGACACCAUCAUAUUCGACUCUAAGAAAGUACCCUCCAGCUCCAGCGUUUCUGAGGAAAUGCACAAAGACCUACCAGAUACCAGGCACUACCAGUUUCAUCAAAGAAGGAUUAUCAGUGAUCAUACCCUGCUAUGGGCUCCAUAGAGAUCCAGAAUACUUCCCAGAGCCCGAACGGUUCGAUCCGGAUCGUUUCAACGAAGAAAAUAGAUCGAAAAUUUGGGACUACACUUACAUACC